ACUUGAUUCUGCUCACGGAUAAUUUAAAUUUCUAAAGCCCACCGUUAAUCUUGAAGUUGAAGUUUGACAACGCUCUAACCAGUAACACCUACUAUGAAUCGUAUACGCCUAGUGAAAUCAAAAGUCAGAAGCAAGGAGGUACGAAGAUAUAUAUGAUAGACUAUCAAUAUAUCGAGAAUCGACUGGUCUAGACUGGCUAGUGAUUGCAGGAAAAGUUGAGCUCGACAUUCAGUUUCCACUCGUGAUUUGAUGCGGAUGCGUGACCGAGCGACUUCAGCUAGGUGAGUCCAUUAAAAUUAAUGUGAUCGGUAUCAAAUAUCGAAGACCUAUAGGGCUAUUGAUUUUGAGGAUUUAUUUACCGCUACAAAGUCAAGGCCAUUGGUGACGACCGUCUGAUAUUGGAGUGGUUUGUCGUUCAACCCGGUAUUUCGUGUUCCAUAAUUGAACGAAAUACAAAGUCAAAGAAUUUCAUUAUUAGAUCAGUCCUAACAUAGUUCAUUUUUCAAACAAGAACGAGAUUACUAAGCCUACCAGAUUCAGGAUAUAUAUGUAUCCAGUGUAUUUGUGUUCAUAUUCCGUCACUCAGAUUUAGGCUGUACAUAUGUAACUCCCCAUAAUGUCAGUCAUCAUAGUUGGAGGUGGUAUCAUGGGUGUUUCUACCGCUUAUUAUCUGUCAAAAAGGAAGGUCGACACACUAAUAAUUGAAAAAGAGCAACUUGGAUCUGCAGCAUCUGGGCGAGCUGGGGGAUUCCUUGCUAAGGACUGGUGUUCUCACAAUGAAAUGGAUGUUUUAGCUCAGAACGGUUUUGAUUUGCACAUGAAAUUAGCAGAUGAGUUCGGUAGUGCAUGUGAUUAUAGACGUGUUAAUACGUAUUCUAUAUCAUUAUCUCCUGGGAAAUCUUCCGGUUCUUCAAAUUCACCAUCUUGGGUCAAUGCGAAAGUAAAAAAUUGUUCACUGAUAGGCGACUCUACAACUACUGCACAGGUACAUCCCAAAAAACUCACAGAUGAAUUAUUUCGGCGUGCUCAAUAUUUAACAAAUCAAGGAACAAAAUUGAAAAUUGCCCGUGUUAUAGGACUAGAGUUUUCAACAUCGAAUACAUCGGCUCCCAAAGUUAGUGGUGUUCGAGUAAUAGAAUCAUCUACUUCAAAUUCUGAAGUUAUCCCUGCCAGUUUAGUUAUACUUACUACAGGACCAUGGUCAAAGGAAGCUGUUAGUUGGUUACCAUUAGGAUGUUUAAAUCCUAAUAAAUUUCAUGGAAGGCGAGCUCAUAGUAUCAUAUUGAAACCAAAAAUAGAGAAGUCUCCAAUAGAUGCUAAGUGUUUGUUCAUGGAUUAUCAAAAUUCUGAGUUCUCUUGUUCACCUGAAGUUUAUCCAAGACCUGAUAAUACAGUCUAUGUAUGUGGUCUUGGUGAUGGAGCACCUGUACCGUCUUCAAAGGACCAAGUUGAAAUUGAAUCUUGGCGUUGUAAUCGUUUAAAAGAAAUAGUUACUAGUGUAGUCCCAUCGUUAAAAGAUGCUGAGAUGAUAACAGAAUCUGCUUGUUAUUUACCGCUAGUGAGUGAUGGCUAUCCUGUCAUUGGUCAAAUUCCUGGUUUAUCCAAUGUUUAUAUUGCCACGGGUAAUUCUUGUUGGGGAAUUCUUACUGGACCUAUAUCUGGACGCCUUUUAACAGCUGUCAUUUUAAAAAAUAAUCCUAAUUUAAUACAGAGCACAAAUUCAAACGUCACCGACCAAAUGGAGCUGGAUGAAAAAAAAGCCCAAGAUGAUUUAUUACAACAACCCGGUAUUGAGUUGUUUAAUCCAGCAAGACUGAUAAAAUAAAUAACUUGAUUUUUUAUAUUUUUAAAAAUCAGAAUCUGUUUUUUUUCGUUUUAUUUUUUUUUUUAUCUCAAGUGGAGUUUCACAUUAAUCUGACGGGUGUUUUCGUCUGAUUCAACCAGUACAACUCACUUGUCAUGACUAAAACUUCUCUUUUUGAACCAGAUUGUGACAAAAAAUACACAUAUCUAAGUAUUGUUGCCUAAUACACUACCAUUUAUUUAUUA
Messenger RNA from Schistosoma guineensis, 2049 nucleotides. NCBI's taxonomy places the organism in Eukaryota, Metazoa, Platyhelminthes, Trematoda, Strigeidida, Schistosomatidae. The record is from the annotation of a GenBank genome assembly.